Molecule: messenger RNA, 2679 nt
Organism: Lemur catta (Ring-tailed lemur)
Lineage: Eukaryota; Metazoa; Chordata; Mammalia; Primates; Lemuridae
Gene: NETO2
Product: neuropilin and tolloid like 2
Exons: 11
Coding region: 361-1938 (525 amino acids)
Molecular function (GO): protein binding
Source: RefSeq, a predicted model, not a curated record
ACGCGGCGCUCGCGCUCCCGGCUUAAAUGAGCCCGGCGCCCCGCGCCCGCCACUUCAGCGAUCCCGCGCCGCGGCCGCGGGCGGAGCUGCCCGGCUGUCCGGGGCCGCUCAUCGGCUCCCAUCGGCUCCGCGCGGCCGAGGGACUCAGCGCCGCCGGUCAGGAGGCGGCGCCCGUCGGGGGCCUCGGGCAGCGCCGGAGCCCGCCGGGGGCUCGGGCAUGGCGGGCCGCGGGACCUGAGCCCUGGCCCGUGGGGAGGCAGCCUGGUGGCCGGCGAUGGGGACGGAGCGGGGCUGCCGCCGCGCCGGGCCGUGAGCGCAGCCGCCGCCUCAGCCCCCUGAAGCGCCGGGCCGCCUGCGAACAUGGCCCUGGCGCAGCUGUGCCCGGUCCUCAAAGUGUUGUUAAUAACAAUACUGGUAGUGGAAGGAAUCGCCGUGGCCCAAAAAACCCAAGAUGGACAAAAUAUUGGAAUCAAGCACAUUCCUGCAACCCAGUGUGGCAUUUGGGUUCGAACCAGCAAUGGAGGUCAUUUUGCUUCACCAAAUUAUCCUGACUCAUAUCCACCAAACAAAGAGUGUAUCUACAUUUUGGAAGCUGCUCCACGUCAAAGAAUAGAGUUGACCUUUGAUGAACAUUAUUAUAUAGAACCAUCAUUUGAAUGUCGGUUUGAUCACUUGGAAGUUCGAGAUGGGCCAUUUGGUUUCUCUCCUCUUAUAGAUCGUUACUGUGGCGUGAAAAGCCCUCCAUUAAUUAGGUCAACAGGGAGAUUCAUGUGGAUUAAGUUUAGUUCUGAUGAAGAACUUGAAGGACUGGGAUUUCGAGCAAAGUACUCAUUUAUUCCAGAUCCAGACUUUACUUACCUAGGAGGUAUUUUAAAUCCCAUCCCAGAUUGCCAGUUUGAGCUCUCAGGAGCUGAUGGAAUAGUGCGUUCUAGUCAGGUAGAACAAGAAGAGAAAACGAAACCUGGCCAAGCAGUCGACUGCAUAUGGACAAUUAAAGCCACACCGAAAGCGAAGAUUUAUUUGAGGUUCCUAGAUUAUCAAAUGGAGCACUCAAAUGAAUGCAAGAGAAACUUCGUUGCAGUCUAUGAUGGAAGCAGUUCUAUUGAAAAUCUGAAGGCCAAGUUUUGCAGCACUGUGGCCAAUGACGUAAUGCUUAAAACAGGAGUUGGAGUGAUACGAAUGUGGGCAGAUGAAGGUAGUCGGCUUAGCAGGUUUAGAAUGCUCUUUACUUCCUUUGUGGAGCCUCCCUGCACAGGCAGCACUUUCUUCUGCCACAGCAACAUGUGCAUCAAUAAUUCUCUGGUCUGUAAUGGUGUUCAGAACUGUGCCUACCCUUGGGACGAAAAUCAUUGCAAAGAAAAGAAAAAAUCAGGACUAUUUGAACAAAUCACUAAAACUCAUGGAACAAUUAUUGGCAUUACAUCAGGGAUUGUCUUGGUCCUUCUCAUUAUUUCUAUUUUAGUACAAGUGAAACAGCCUCGAAAAAAGGUCAUGGCUUGCAAAGCUGCUUUUAAUAAAACUGGGUUCCAAGAAGUGUUUGAUCCUCCUCAUUAUGAACUAUUUUCACUGAGGGACAAAGAGAUUUCUGCGGACCUGGCAGACUGGUCGGAGGAGCUGGACAGCUGCCAGAAGGUGCGGCGCCCCUCCAGCGCCUCCCGGUGCAUCCACGACCACCACUGCGGGUCGCAGGCGCCCAGCGCGAAACAGAGCAGGACCAACCUCGGUUCCAUGGAGCUGCCUUUCCGAAACGACUUUGCACAACCACAGCCCAUGAAAACGUUUAAUAGCACCUUCAAGAAAAGUAGCUACACCUUCAAACAGGCACAUGAGUGCCCUGACCAGGCCCUAGAAGACAGAGUAAUGGAGGAGAUUCCCUGUGAAAUUUAUGUCAGGGGGCGAGAAGAUUCCGCACAAGCGUCCAUAUCCAUCGACUUUUAAUCUUCCACUAAAGGUGACGUUAGUUAGUCGUGAAGAGGCCUACAAAAUACAGAGCCUUUAAAGAAGAUUUAACGGUAAAACAGCACAGAACAUGUUCACUGGCGAGACGGGAUGGGAAAAGCCUGGUUGUGAUUGCAGGAAUAAUUCUCAAUCAAAGGAGAUUAUGCUCUUAUUGCAAAAUGGCAUCUGCUGUAUUGUUCAUGUUACUUUAUCGCAAGUACGAAAAAUAAUAUGCCUUGAAUCACACUGAUUAGACCCAAAAGGAACUUUGAGUUUUCAGUGUUUUUAAAGAUCCAAGGAAGAUGAUCUGUUCCAACUUUAUUAAUGAGAAGACUGGAGCCCAAAGAAGUAAAGUGAGUACCCAUGUCUCAGAACUCCUAGCCCAGCACUCUUUGUUUUUGCUGUCUUGUUGCUUUUCCCAGCUAAAAAUUGUAAAAAUUAAGCAGUCUAAAUAGCAGCCCAGAUGUUUCAUGUAAGCUUGUCAAUCAUUUUGAUUUAAAAUGUAAUUUAUUCUGUAAUAAUUUUUCUCAAAGCAUUAUAUUUCACCUUUUUUUCUUUAUGUACAUAAUACUGUUAUUUUACAGUUUUGUUGCCAUGAUUCCUUGGCACCUGAAAACUCUGCAAGACAAUUACUGUGAAUUCUUAAUAAACAAUGUUUGUUAACAGUGUAUAGGCUUGAUAAUAGAGCUUCUGUGUUUUUGCUUUUGUGAUCUUUUUUAAAUCUAAAAGAAACAAUGUAUA